This is a messenger RNA of Globicephala melas (long-finned pilot whale), 1181 nucleotides long. It is a transcript of the gene BLVRA, whose product is annotated as biliverdin reductase A. Gene Ontology annotation, biological process: heme catabolic process. The record is from RefSeq and is a predicted model, not a curated record. Gene Ontology annotation, molecular function: zinc ion binding; nucleotide binding; biliverdin reductase [NAD(P)H] activity. Gene Ontology annotation, cellular component: cytoplasm. NCBI's taxonomy places the organism in Eukaryota, Metazoa, Chordata, Mammalia, Artiodactyla, Delphinidae.
CUCCUCCUUCCCCGGCUCCCUCCCACCGCGCCCCCGAGUACCGCAGCCGGGCAGCCAAUCCCAGCCGCGCUCCUGCCCGGCUGCUCAGGGUGGUGGCACGGAGCCCGCAGGCGGCUUGGAGAGCUCGAGCUUUGUGCCCAGCGGCAGCUCCUGCAGAAAGGGACCAAGAUGAACGCAGAGCCCGAGAGGAAGUUUGGCGUGGUGGUGGUUGGCAUCGGCAGAGCUGGCUCCGUGCGGAUCCGGGACUUGCGGAAUCCACACGCUUCCUCGGCGUACCUGAACCUGAUGGGCUUCGUGUCCAGACGAGAGCUGGGGAGCAGUGAUGGGGUGCCGCAGAUUUCUUUGGAAGAUGCUCUUUCCAGUCAAGAGGUUGAGGUUGCUUAUAUCUGCAGUGAGAGCUCCAGCCACGAGGACUACAUCAGACAGUUCCUAAACGCUGGCAAGCACGUCCUUGUGGAAUAUCCCAUGACACUGUCUUGGGCAGCAGCUAAGGAACUGUGGGCACUGGCUGAGCAGAAAGGGAAAGUCCUGCAUGAGGAGCACGUUGAACUCUUGAUGGAGGAGUUUGCAUUCCUGAAAAAAGAAGUGGUGGGGAAGGACCUGCUGAAAGGGUCUCUCCUCUUCACAGCUAGCCCGCUGGAAGAAGAACGGUUUGGCUUCCCCGCAUUCAGUGGCAUCUCUCGCCUGACCUGGCUGGUCUCCCUCUUUGGGGAGCUUUCUCUCGUGUCCGCCACUUUGGAAGAGAGAAAAGAAGAUCAGUAUAUGAAGAUGACCGUGUGCUUAGAGACGGAGAACAAAAGCCCGUUGACGUGGAUUGAAGAGAAGGCGCCUGGCCUAAAGCGAAACAGACAUUUAAGCUUCCAUUUCAAGUCUGGGUCCCUGGAGAAUAUGCCCAACGUAGGCGUCAAUAAGAAUAUUUUCCUGAAGGAUCAAAAUAUAUUUGUCCAGAAACUCCUGGGCCAGUUCUCUGAAGAGGAGCUGGCUGCCGAGAAGAAACGCAUCCUGCACUGCCUGUGGCUGGCGGGAGAGAUCCAGAAACACUGCAGCCCGAAGAAGUGAAGGGAGGGGGCAACACGGCCCUGCCCAGACGAGACCUGAGCCUGAUUUUUAUCAAGAGUUGACCUUCGUCUCUGUUCUUACCAUUAAACGUGUCUUGGGUAAACAGGAUUCGCUUAUUGUCA